AUGCGUCUUCCAAUUCUCCUUCUGACUCUUGCUGUCAUGGCCACUGCCAUGAUGGUACCAUCUACUGCCACCAUCUACUGGAAGCAUCCAGUUAGAGAUGCAAACCAAGAAGUCAAGUAUCAAUUGAAGCUUAUCACUGACGCACUCAACAACAAGGAUAUCGAGUUGUUCGAGAAGCUAGUGAAUGUCUUUGAUGGAUAUGCGGAACCGAUCCUCGGGGUGUACGCUUCUGAAGCUGGAUAUAUUGUCUACGCGAGUAAAACCGCAGAAGGAGGUCUCUACGCUAUGGGAAGAUUGGUGAGCCUUCCUGACAGGUUCACUUUUAAGUGGGAGUUGAACGCUGAGAGUCCAAGUGGCUACAAGUUGGUCGAGUGCCGUGAAUUAUUUUAA
Messenger RNA from Caenorhabditis remanei, 390 nucleotides. RefSeq lists its product as uncharacterized. The transcript is spliced from 3 exons. Lineage: Eukaryota; Metazoa; Nematoda; Chromadorea; Rhabditida; Rhabditidae. The coding region runs from base 1 to 390 and encodes 129 amino acids. The record is from RefSeq and is a predicted model, not a curated record.